Molecule: messenger RNA, 511 nt
Organism: Tinamus guttatus (white-throated tinamou)
Lineage: Eukaryota; Metazoa; Chordata; Aves; Tinamiformes; Tinamidae
Source: RefSeq, a predicted model, not a curated record
UACAUGUACUGUGGUACUCAACUGUGCUUCUAUGACUACAUCUGACCUGCCAGUAAGGCUCAACUGGACUGAACAUCUUUUUACUGGCAUUUAUACUGGUGAAAUACUGGUAAAAGUAUUAGCGAGAGGAUUUAUUUGGCAUGAAUUUACAUUUCUUCGAGAUCCAUGGAACUGCUUAGAUUUUCUUGUCAUUAUUGUAACGUAUAUUAGUAUCUGUACAACUUUGGGCAAUGUUUCAGCUCUUCGGACUUUCAGAGUACUGAGGACUUUAAAAGCUAUUUCAGUAAUACCAGGUCUGAAGGUCAUCGUAAAUUCACUUGUUGAAUCUGUUAAGAAACUCACAGAUGUGUUGAUCUUCACUGUUUUUUGCUUGAGUAUAUUUGCGCUAAUAGGCCUCCAGCUUUUUAUGGGCAAUUUAAAAUACAAAUGCGUCCUCAAUAAUUCGGUAUAUAAUGACACACUCUGUCUGGAUGCUAAGAUAUAUGUCCCAAGUAAUGAAGAUGAUGGCUAG